Serpula lacrymans var. lacrymans S7.9 is the source of this 1300-nucleotide messenger RNA. RefSeq lists its product as uncharacterized. The record is from RefSeq and is a predicted model, not a curated record. The transcript has a single exon. NCBI's taxonomy places the organism in Eukaryota, Fungi, Basidiomycota, Agaricomycetes, Boletales, Serpulaceae. Bases 381 to 635 code for a protein of 84 amino acids.
GGGGGGCAUUUCCAGUAUGGUUCUGAACACUGUUAAUUAUUUUGGCAUGACCUGAAGAGAUAUGCACCACAAUGACACGACACACACUGCGCAGCUCUACUUUCCCCCCUUACAAGUGACGAAUCGAUUCCGGUGUCGACGAAUCUGUAGGCUAUCUAUGGGCUCGGAGCAAGAGCACUUGCGAAACGGCCAUCCGUCAAACUUGGUCCGUGGCAGAUAUGUUCUACCAAAGGGGUACUCUAACGACAUGACGAUCCGGAUGCCAACAUGCUGUGGUCAACCCAUUCCAUAAACCUUUUGUCGGUUCCACUUCCACGAGGGACCAUGGCGAAGACAACGGAAACGUCAAAAAUGGGCUUUCCCAGUAUGUUCCGAGCCAUAUGCAUAUCAACGUACUACGGCGUUGUCUGAUCGCGCACUCCGAAGUUUUUUCUCUCUCAAAUGAACUUCCAUUACACGUCUAUGGAAUCACUCGGUUACGUUCUGAAACUUUCGAAGAAGCCUUCACGGCCGUUUUCUGUUUCUGUAUCUGUAUUCCACUCCACUCCACACCGCCCUCUAGCUUCUAUUUUCGUGCUAUCCGCUACUACACCCCCCAUGCUGCGCAUCAGAUUCUAAGCCUGGUUAGAGCUUGAAGAGGAAGGAUGGUUUACCCCAGUGAACGGACCCCUUGACGACUCGGCCACUAUUCAAUAGCUGAUAUGAGGAACACCAUGAUCUUGACAAUACAGACCCAACUCCCGAUAUCAUGCGAUGAUAAGAUCACGAUGUUCCGUCGACCAAGGUAUAGUAUAUCUCACCGCCGUUUUGAUCGUGAUAAGCCUCAUCUGAGGUGCUUCUCAGAUAGCGCUUUUACAGCAGAGUAUGCCCUCAUAAGCUCAUAAGUAUCGUAUAGAGUGUGUAAGUAUGUACUAGUACUAUGUAGUACGAAACGUCGGCUUGCUCGGAUGUUCUGAAUCCUCAGCGACUUGAAGGUGCUGGCGUUUCCCCCGGAUACUUCCAUUGGCAUCUAUACUAUUGUAUCUCCAUACUUGGGUCACCUUCAUAACGCAUUGAUACCCGUCGUGAUGACCGUGUCAAAGAUCCAAGAACAUCCCGGAGCGCCCACUGGCCACUUACCAAAACAGACCCUUUGUCUAUCUACGAUCACUCUCGUUUCUCUCAAGGCCCUCGCGGCACUCCGCGGUGCUAUUCAUUAUACUGUAUUGAACAGGUACUCAUGUGUAAGCAGGGUGGAUACUUAUACUUUAUGGAGUUGUGGCAGCACUCAACUCUGUGAUACUGAUAACUCGCGUAGCUG